AUGGAGCUACCUUCUACCCUGGAAGAUUUGGACCCCAAAUUUGUCACACGUUGCUCACUUAUAGAGAUUGAAGGAGUUUCUUUGCCCACCACAACUGCAGAACACUGGGAUCAGAUAAAAAGCUUCCAGGCACGACCGGAUGAUCUUCUCAUCUGCUCUUACCCCAAAGCAGGGAGCACCUGGUUGCAAGAGACUGUGGACAUGAUCCAAAAUGCAGACAAUCUGCAGAAAUGUGCUCGAGCCCCCAUCUACAAGCGGAUGCCCUUUUUGGAUAUGUUUCCUCCAAUCACCUUUCCUUCAGACUUGGACUAUGCAGAAGCAAGGCCUUCUCCACGCUCACUCAAAAGUCACCUGCCGGUUCAUCUCCUGGCUCCAUCCUUUUGGGAACAAAAGUGCAAGGUAAUCUAUAUCGCCAGGAAUGUCAAGGACACUGUGGUUUCAUAUUUCCACUUUCAUCACAUGAACAAAACCUUGCCACAUCCAGGAAACUGGGAAGUGUUUCUGGAUAAGUUCCUUGCUGGGAAGGUUAUUUGCGGCUCAUGGUUUGACCAUGUCUGUGGCUGGUGGGAGGCCAAGAAGCGUCACCCAAUACUCUAUCUCUUUUACGAAGACAUGAAAGAGGAUCCAAUUCGGGAAAUGCGGAAAAUAGCCCAGUUCCUGGAAUUAGAGAUUCAAGAACCAGUUCUGAAUCAGAUUUUGGAGCACACCAAGUUUGAGACCAUGAAAGGAAACACAAUGGCUAAUUUUGCUAAUGUGUCACCCAGUCUCAUGGACCACACCGUGUCACCCUUCCUCAGAAAAGGCAUUGUUGGUGACUGGAAGGAGCACUUCACAGUGUCUCAAAGUGAGCAGCUGGACGGCAUCUGUAGUCAGUUGCUGGCAGGUAGUGGCCUGACUUUCCGCACAGAGCUGUAA
This is a messenger RNA of Protobothrops mucrosquamatus (brown spotted pit viper), 915 nucleotides long. RefSeq names its product sulfotransferase 1C1-like. NCBI's taxonomy places the organism in Eukaryota, Metazoa, Chordata, Lepidosauria, Squamata, Viperidae. The record is from RefSeq and is a predicted model, not a curated record. Gene Ontology annotation, cellular component: cytoplasm. Gene Ontology annotation, biological process: sulfation. The transcript is spliced from 7 exons. Gene Ontology annotation, molecular function: sulfotransferase activity. The coding region runs from base 1 to 915 and encodes 304 amino acids.